Molecule: messenger RNA, 2576 nt
Organism: Aureococcus anophagefferens
Lineage: Eukaryota; Pelagophyceae; Pelagomonadales; Pelagomonadaceae
Exons: 2
Coding region: 16-2574 (852 amino acids)
Source: RefSeq, a predicted model, not a curated record
CGAGGGUAGGUCUCGAUGGGUCUCGGCCAGAGCCGCGCGCCAGCGCCUCCGGUCGCGGCGGAACUGUCGCGGCAAGCAGCGGCGCAGACCGCUGCGCCGCCCGGCCAUGUCGCCCUGGCGUCGCUGUCGAUUCAUGACAUGGCCGCCGCCGCCGCCGCGGCCAGCCGCACCUCCCAUGAGUUCCAGGCAGAGGUGCGGCGCCGCAUCUGCGGACGAGACGGUAGCGAGAACCCUCAAGAAGAAUCGAUCUGGGGCAUGUUCCGCCAUCGCGCGCCCACCGUGACGCGCGCGCUCACGCUUCUCGAGCUCGCUGAUACGUCGCGCGACAAUCCGGCCCGCCUCUUCAGGAACAUGCCGCGCCGGGAGAUGAGCGAGUCGUUCUGCACGUCCGCCGCCGCCUCGGUGACGCUCGGCGAGCUCGAGGCGGACGCGCACCCGACGCGGGGCCUCGCCGUUCUUCUCUCCGCGUGCGAGACCGAGGAGGAAAAGGCGCACGUGCGCACGACGGUGCUCUACGCCCUCUGGCUGAUCCACAACGCCGAAUAUGGCGCGCUCUCUCAAGCCCUCUGCGCCGCGUGCCAGCGUUUGACGCGUGAGUACAUGGCAGAGGGGGACCGCCGAAUGGCCGAGCUCCUACGCAACGCGGCCGAGGAGAAGAAGAAGAAGAAGAAGCCUGCCGCGAAGAAGAAGCCCGCGAAGAAGCCGACGGAGCUCCGCGACCUCAAGUCCUUGUUCGACGACGGCAUCCUGGACGAGGACGAGUACGAGGAGAAGCUCGCCGAGAUCAACGCGGCGGCGGCGCCGGCGCCGCCGCCCAAGAAGAAGAAGCAGGCGCCCCCCAAGAAGAAGGCCAAGGCCAAGGCCGAGAAGGAGGGCUACGAGGGCCUGUCCGUCGCGAGGCUCAAGGCCGCGCUCAAGGAGCGGGGCCUGUCGCAGACCGGCGAGAAGGGCACGCUCAUCUGGCGGCUCAAGCUCCAGGACCGAGGCGGCGCCGCGACGCUCGCCGACGGCCGGUCGCCCUUCGCGCUCAAGGUCGGCGAGCUCAAGAAGCAGGCCGCGAAGGUCGGCGUCAGCCCCAUGGGCACGAACGACGAGAUGCUCGAGGGUUUAGUGGACGCGCUGCUCAAAGCGAACCCCGGCGCGUCCGCGGCGGCGGCGCCCGCGGACGCCGCCGGCGGCGGCGGGGGCGACGGCGCGGACGCGCGGGAGGUGGCGACGCGGGUGCUCGAGCUCGCGGAGAGCGACGACUGGGAGUCCAUCCUCUCGCUCGGCGCGCCGGGUUCGAAGCUCGGCGCGCUGUCGCCGCUGAACGACCUCAAGAAGGCCUACCGCAAGCUGUCGCGCGUCAUCCACCCGGACAAGCUCCGGGGCUUCGACGGCGCGACGCGCGCGUUCCAGGCCCUGGUGACGGCCCUGGACCGGCUCACGAAUCCGGAGCCGACGGCGGCCGUCGACGAGGGCGGCAAGAAGCAGAAGGCGACGCGCAUCGAGCGGAGCAACGACGGCUGCGUGCGGACGGCCGUGUCCUGCCCGCGCUGCGGCGAGGCCUGGGGCGCGUCGAAGAACGAGGGUCUACCGGACUACGCGUACAACCUGCUCAUGACGGGGCUGCGAUCCUACACGUGCUCGACGUGCCUGUGUACCUUCGGCUGCGUGUCCGCGAAGCACGCGUGCAAGUCCUGCGGCGCCGACUUCGACUACAGCCCCGCGGACUGGCACCGGAAGAUCGCCUGCGGCGACUGCGGCAAGACCUUCGGCUUCUUCUCGUUCCACGUCUCCGACCGGGCCAUGAACGACGCGAUCCGCGACGCGCGCGCGGAGCACGAGCGCAACGCGAAGCAGCGCGCGGCGAAGCAGCGCCGCGCCGCGCGCCGCGACGCCAAGGGCGGCGGGGGGCUCGACAAGGAGCGGUCCUUCCUGCUGGGCCUGCUCGACGAGUGCCCGCGCUGCGGCGAGUUCUUCGGCGAGGGCACGUCCAAACAGGACAAGCGCGACCACCUCGCGUGCUGCGCGGACAAGGCGGCCAUCGCGCGGAAGCGGCGCCGCGACGCCGACGACGACGCCGCGGCCGCGAAGCGCGACGACGCGGACGCGGCCGCCGAGGCCGCGCAGGCCAAGGCCGUCUGGGAGGCCGCGGGCAAGCAGGUGUCGCAGCUCUGGAUGCUGCCCGACGCCGCGCUCGCGGACAUGUGCGGCGGCGUCGCCGAGGGCCUCUCGCGCGCGGACCUCAUCGCGCGCGCCGCGGCGACCUGCGACGGCGUGCUCCUGCUCACGGACGGCGACGGCGGCGGCGCGCGCGGCGCGAAGCGCCGCAGGCUCACCGCGGAGAGCCUGCCCUCGAACUACGCGAGCCUCUCGCUCGACGAGCUCCGCUGCCUCUGCGCGGCGCACGGCUUCGCGCCCAAGAGCGACACGAAGGACGGCGUCCUCCACGAGAUCGAGAGCGAGCUCCACGACGACAAGGACGCGCCCCUCCUCCUCACCGCGGCGACGGCCGCGCGCCGCGGCGGCGACGACGACGACGGCGACGACGACUUCGAGCCCGUCGACCUCACGGGGGAGGACGACGAGUGAGC